Lucilia cuprina (Australian sheep blowfly) is the source of this 4707-nucleotide messenger RNA. It is a transcript of the gene DAAM, whose product is annotated as disheveled-associated activator of morphogenesis 1. Gene Ontology annotation, biological process: positive regulation of actin filament polymerization; actin cytoskeleton organization. The transcript is spliced from 11 exons. The record is from RefSeq and is a predicted model, not a curated record. Lineage: Eukaryota; Metazoa; Arthropoda; Insecta; Diptera; Calliphoridae. Gene Ontology annotation, molecular function: actin binding; small GTPase binding. The coding region runs from base 380 to 4369 and encodes 1329 amino acids.
AAUAAAACUACAAAAUAAUUAACAUAUUUAAACAUUACAACAAAACAAAAACAAGUUUAAACAUAUUUACUAUAAUGCUAACAUUAUGUUAACAGCGACAACAAAAAAAUUUACAUAAAUUAAUUUGUUAAAAAAAUUUUCUAUUACAAAAUUUUGUUUAAAUAAAAUUUAAGAUAAAGAUUUAUGUUGUUUAUGGCAAAAUUUAUGGAAUGUUUACUAUAAAUCAUUAUUAAUUAAAAGAAGAAAACAAAAACUAAAACAUUAUGGACUUUUAUUUAAAUUUAUUAAAAAAUUAACAAAAAAAAACAUUUUGUUAAUUUUAUAAAAAAAAUAAAAGUGUUUUUUUUUUAAACCUAAAGCAAAGGAUUAUUAAGCGAAAAUGUGUUCCAAAAAUCAAAUGAGUAGUUUAAUGGAGAAAUUAAACACGACUUUACAGUCGUGUCCUAUCAGCAGCUGUACUAAUGAACCUGAUACUUUGAGUGCCAAUAACGAUUCGCUGCAGACCACACCAGAUAGUACACUACAGAAAUCGACUAGUUUGCAACAGCAGACGCAACAAUUACAACAGCAACAGAUAAACCAUAUAACCAAUAAAAAUAACAACAACAACGAUACACAUCAUCAUCAUCACUCUCACCAUAAUAGUGCUACCAGCGAUACUUCAUCUACAUCCUUUCACCAGCGUUUUGAUUUUAGUCAAUUAAAAGCUCGUCUACCGGAACUUAAUUGUCUACACAGUUUACAACGCUAUUGGCAACAGCAUAAUAACGGCGCCAACGAUCCUAACGAUCCAGCAUCGUUGCAACCAAAAGAUGGUGGUGACGUUUCAAAUUCCUUUUAUGCCAAUAAUAUUUUAGGUUAUACAUUUGGCUAUCAGUUAAGUGGUGGUAAAGAUUCGUCUAACGGUAAAAACGACCAGAUACGUGAGACACCCUUACAAAAGUUCUAUAGACAUCAGCAGCAAAAGAAAAUGCCAGCGUUUAGGGGUAGACGUGGUUGGUGUGGUUGUUUUCAGGAUGACGAACCACCUGAAAUUUGUGUGGUUGAAGGAGCUUUCACACUACAGACUCUUACACCAACACAACCCAUGCCCUCGGUAGAUGAAUUGGAUACAAAGUUUGCUGAACUAGUGGAAGAAUUAGAUUUAACAGCUCCCAAUAAGGAGGCUAUGUUAAGUUUACCACCCCAGAAGAAAUGGCAAAUCUAUUGCUCACGUAAAUCUCCCAUGGAUACCAUAGAUGGUGGUCCAGCUAGCAAUAUAACACAACCUCCCACGGCAGAACAUUAUGUGGAACGUCUUAAGGAAUUGGCCGCACAUAUUUCAGUCAGUCCCGAAGAUUCUCCCUGUCAUGAAUACAAUGCACGCAUCGAAAGUCAUACACAUUUUCUAGAUGCUUUGAAAACCGCUUUGAGAACUUCGACUCACAGUUUUGUCUUGAGAUUUGUGGAAUUUGAGGGUUUACCGGCUCUGCUAAAUCUAUUGCAGAAAAUGGAUAUACGCGUAGCGAAUAGUCCAUUCCAUACUAGUCUUAUAGGUUGCAUUAAAGCUUUAAUGAAUAAUUCGACUGGACGAGCUCAUGUAUUGGCUCAUCCCACCUCGAUUGAUACUAUUGCCCGCUCUUUGGCGGCCGAUAAUAUUAAAACUAAAGUUGCUGCUUUGGAAAUCUUGGGUGCAGUUUGUUUGGUGCCGGGUGGUCAUCGUAAAGUACUGCAGGCCAUGUUAAAUUUUCAAGAAUUUGCGGCCGAAAGAACUAGAUUCCAAAGCAUUAUUAAUGAUUUGGAUCGCUCUACAGGAGCCUAUAGAGAUGAUGUUAAUCUAAAGACCGCCAUUAUGUCUUUUAUUAAUGCUGUGUUAAAUUAUGGUCCCGGACAAGAGAAUCUGGAGUUUAGGCUACAUUUGCGUUAUGAAUUUCUAAUGAUGGGCAUACAACCCAUUAUUGACAAGUUGAGGAAGCAUGAAAAUGAGACUUUAGAUCGGCAUUUGGACUUCUUUGAAAUGGUAAGAGCCGAGGAUGAAAAAGAAUUGGCACGUAAAUUUGAUCAUGAGCAUGUGGAUACAAAGAGUGCCAGCGCCAUGUUUGAGUUAUUAAGACGUAAACUGAGUCAUUCACCAGCCUAUCCUCAUAUGUUGUCACUAUUCCAACACAUGUUAUUACUGCCAUACACUGGCCACUGUACCCAACAUUGGUUGCUAUUCGAUCGUGUGGUCCAACAAAUCGUUUUACAAACCGAGGGUAGACCUCGCAGUGAUAUUGAUACCGACGAUCCUAAUAAGGAGAAAACCGCUAUUUCCCCUGUACACGAUCCCGAUGUAGCACCUUUGGAAAUUAAUGUUUCCAAAUUAGUACAUCUUUUAGUCAAAGAAGAAGAGCUUACCCAGGCUCGCAAGCGAGCCGAUGAAUUGGAGAAAGAAAAUUUCGAUAUACAAUCACGUUUAGCCAAAAAAGAACAAGAACUUGAUUUGCGCAUGCAAGAGAAAGAAGAUUUAGAGACAAGUCUAGCGCGCAUGCGUGAACGUUUAGAGAAAGAAUCAGCCAAUCAUUCACAAGCCGUGCAAAGAGCACAAACUGCCGAAAUGAAAUUGGAAGAUUUACAACAUAAACUAAUGACCGAACAGCAGGAACGAGCACGUUUAGAAAGAUUAGUCACCGAGGGUAGUAUACCCGAUGACCAAAAGGUGGCCGGUCUGACGGGUUGUAAUGGAGCAGUUUCGCCUCCACCACCACCGCCACCCAUGAAAAUAAUACCACCUCCUCCACCACCAAUGAUGGCUGCACCACCACCGCCACCUUGUCCAGGACCACCUCCACCACCCACUAUGACUCAAGCUAUGGCCCCACCAGCUCCUAAACCCGAAGUAGCCAAGAAAAAUGUGCCACAGCCUACAAAUCCUUUGAAGAGUUUCAAUUGGUCCAAACUUCCUGAUGCCAAAGUUCAAGGUACUGUUUGGAGUGAGUUAGACGAAUCCAAAUGGUAUAACAAUAUUGAGUUGGAGUCUAUAGAUAAGCUAUUCUCAGCCUACCAAAAGAAUGGUGUAGCACAAGUCACAGAUGGUUCUAUAGAGGAUCUGCGCAUGAUGGGCAGCAAGCCACGCAAUAAAGUAUUAUCGGUUAUUGAUGGUAGACGUGCUCAGAAUUGUACAAUUCUAUUGAGUAAAUUGAAAAUGUCAGAUGAAGAAAUCUCCAAAGCCAUAUUAUCUAUGGAUUCAAAUGAACAAUUAGCUUUGGAUAUGGUAGAGCAAUUGUUGAAAUUUACACCUUCAGCCGAAGAAAGAGCUUUGCUAGAUGAGCAUAGUGAGGAUAUAGAAUCUUUGGCUAGAGCCGAUCGUUUCUUAUACGAAAUAUCAAAGAUUCCCCAUUACGAACAAAGAUUAAAGAGUUUACAUUACAAGAAACGUUUCAUGAUCACAGUUAAUGAUUUAAUACCACGCAUAACCAGUGUAAUGGAAGCCUCUAGAGAAGUAGCACGAUCCAGACGUUUGAGGAAAUUACUGGAACUGGUAUUAGCUUUAGGAAACUACAUGAACCGAGGAGCACGUGGCAAUGCUUCUGGCUUCCGUUUGGCUUCUUUGAAUCGUUUGGGUGAUACUAAAUCAAGUGCCGCCAAGGGCACUACCCUCUUACAUUUCUUAGUUCAAGUCAUAGAUAAGAAAUUCAAAGAUUUACUUAAACUCGAAGAAGAUAUACCCCAUGUGAGAGAAGCCUCUAAGGUGUCUUUGGGUGAAAUGGACAAAGAUAUACAAAUGUUACGCACCGGUUUGGCCGAUGUAGCUCGUGAAAUUGAAUUCCAUCGUUCUUCGGGUCCAGCUCAACAAGGAGAUCGUUUCUUACCCGUUAUGCGUGAGUUCCAUGCUCAAGCUUCUGUGCGAUUUGCGGAAUUGGAAGAUAAAUUCCAAGAUAUGAAAACAAGAUUUGAUCGUGCUGUUAGAUUGUUUGGUGAAGAUGGUGCCGUUUUACAGCCCGAUGAAUUCUUUGGUAUAUUCGAUACCUUCCUAACUACAUUUGCCGAAGCCAAACAAGAUAAUGAGAAUUUGAGAAAACGCCAAGAAGAGGAAGAGAAACGGGCCAAGCAGGAGGCCGAAUUAAAGAAACGCACAAUAGAGCGCAAAAGCAAGGAGGGUCUAAUGUCCUCAGUGGCACGUAAUUUGGGUUUGAAAUCAUCCAAUGGCCCCGGCAGUCCUGCCAAAGGAGACAACAAAGGCGAAUUUGAUGAUUUAAUUUCAGCCUUAAGAACGGGUGAUGUUUUUGGUGAGGAUAUGGCCAAAUUUAAAAGAUCCCGCAAAACUAGACUAAGUAAUGGCAGUACUUCUCCUCCCCGACAUGGUCUACACCGCGAAGAAAGUAGAGAACGUACCGUAAGACGACAAUAGAUUAAAAAUAACUCUUAAGAGAAUCUCUCGUUAAUAUUACGAAGUUAAGAAAUGAUGUUUGCCAUCUAUGUAUUUAUUGAUUUUGUUUUUUCAAGGUUUUGUUUAAUAUAUUAAUUGUUAAAUAACACAGCGAUUGUAAAAAAACCCCCCCUAAAUUAUAUUAUAGUAAUUAUUAUAUAUUUUUAAAAUGAAAAUUCUAUUUAAGUAACUCCGAUAAAGAGAAAAUGUUCUUUUUUUAUAUAACAAAUGAAAGCAUUAAACCAAAAUUAUUUAAAAAUAUAUAUUGUAUGUAUUUAACACUUAAUGAAAAAGAAACCCCACAAAAAACUUUUGUAUUA